Molecule: messenger RNA, 4724 nt
Organism: Mangifera indica (mango)
Lineage: Eukaryota; Viridiplantae; Streptophyta; Magnoliopsida; Sapindales; Anacardiaceae
Exons: 5
Coding region: 283-4488 (1401 amino acids)
Cellular component (GO): intracellular membrane-bounded organelle
Molecular function (GO): phosphatidylinositol phosphate binding
Source: RefSeq, a predicted model, not a curated record
UCUUGUCAAACUAGGCGUGCUCCUCAAUCCGUUUCUUGCAAAUUAACAAGCAAAAUCAAAACACAGAAAACGUUUUUAAAAUUCUCACCCUGUUUUGAAAAUUUCCUUUCUUCUCAUCUCUCACUCUCCCUCUCAGUUUGGAUCCCUCCCAAGUUUUCUUCUUUCAAUACAGUAUCUGGCUUUUAUCGACUGGGUAUGUCCUACUGAAUCUUUCAUUUUUAUGUUAAAUCACCAUCUUUGAUUCCGUUUUCGACACCUUGAUUUGUUAAUUAAUUGAUUCCAAUGAAUAAUGGAGAGGGGACUCGUGAGAACGCCUCCGAAGUCGCCUCUCCGGACGUGUCUGAUUCGUUCCCGCCGAAAUUGGACGGUGGUGAUGUGCCACCCGCGUCAUUGUCACAGUGCUCCUCGUUUGGGGAAUUCGAGUUCGAGCAAUAUCGUAGCGCGAACUCUGUUACGGGCACAUCCAGUAUGCGUAGCUUGUAUGUUACAUCGUUGAACGAUUGUUUAGAUUCUGAGUUUGGGUCUUUAAAGAGUCUAGGAUUCCGAGAAGAUGUUAAUUUUGAGAAUUUUAGUUUGGGUGGUAUUAGAAAGGUUUCUACUUUAGGUGAUCAUAAAAUUGAGUUUUGCAAACAAAGAAAUGAUGAUGAGGAUGUAAAAUUAGGGAGUGGUUUUAGUGCUUUGCCAUUGUGUGAUGAUAGUUAUGAGGGAAGAAUCGUUAAUGAGGAUAUGACAUUGAAUAGUUUUGGAAUGGUGAGUGGGGAUCAUUUUGAAUUGGAAGGUCCUGUUGACAAUCUAUUGAUUGGAGGGAGUUGUAGUGAUGUUGGGAGUGGUGAGAGGAGUGUGAAUGGUGUGAGAGAUGCUGUGGAUAUUGAAGAGGCCCCUUCGCUUUGUGUGGAUAAUAAAGAUAAGGGAAGUUGCCAAGAUGGUUUGCAUUUGCAAUUUGGUUCAGAGUUUGAUGGAAGGGAGAUAGAGCUGGAGCAAGAUGAGACUUCUUCAAAGCACUCAGAAGGUGAGGAUUCAAUAUAUGAUUAUAGUACUGAUGAGGAGCAUAACAAUAAAUCAUAUUAUCCUAGGAAUGUAGAAUAUGUACAGGAAGCAAAAUAUGAGAAGGAAAAUCCAUUACUUAUCAAUUCACAUGUAGCAUUUGGUUUGGAAGAUUGGGAUGAUUUUGAGCAAGAAGUGGGAGGAGGUACUAUGUCUUCACUGAUGUUAGAUAAAUUUCAAAAGAAGAGAGAUGUGAAUGUUGAAAGUGAUAGAAAUGUUUUAGAUUCUGUGAGCCCAACUGCUAUUCCAACUGAUAGGCAGAAAGAGCAAAACAAUGAUGUGAAAGAUUUGCCUGGAGUCAGCAGAAAAGUUCAAGAUGCUAAUGAUUCUGAAGAAAACAUUAAUAUCACAGUAGAAAACCCUGCUUGGUCACGCUGUCAUGUUAAUCAGGAGCCUUUGGAAGAAGAGAAAGACAUUUCUGCUACUAGUUAUCAAGUUCAUGGUGCUGAUGUUUUGGCUGAAAAUUCUAAAAGCUCUUUCUCAGAUCCCAUUAAUUUGCCAAGGUUUUCUGGGCUUGAUGAAGGUGUAAGUUCUGUUGUCAGAAAUCAAGUCCAAAGGACAGAAAAUACUGAAAGUUCUUCCCCUAUGUCAAUUUGUUUGCCAAGAUUUUCUGGGCUAGAUGAAGAUGAAGGAGAUAUUUCUAUUGCUACUAAUGAAGUCCAAGAUGCUGAUGAUGUGACCAUGUGCCAUAAUUAUGGUAGUGAUGAGGGGCAUAAAAAUAAAUCAUAUUAUCCGAGGAACAUAGAAUAUGUACAGGAAGCAAAAUAUGAGAAGGAAAAUCCAUUACUUAUCAAUUCACAUGUGGCAUUUGGUUUGGAAGAUUGGGAUGAUUUUGAGCAAGAAAUGGGAACAAGUACUAUUUCUUCACUGAUGCUAGAUAAAUUUCAAGAGAAGAGAGAAGCGAAUGUUGAAAGUGAUAGGAAUGCUUUAGAUUCUGUGAGCCCAAUUGUUAUUCCAAGUGACUGUCGGAAAGAGCAAAACAAUGAUGUGAAAGAUUUACCUGGAGUCAGCAGAAAAGUUCAAGAUGCUAAUGAUUCUGAAGAAAACAUUAAUAUCACAGUAGAAAACCCUGCUUGGUCUCCCUGUCAUGUUAAUCAGGAGCCUUUGGAAGAAGAGAAAGACAUUCCUGCUGAUAAUUAUCAAGUUCAAGGUGCUGAUGUUUUGGCUGAAAAUUCUAAAAGCUCUUUCUCAGCUCCCAUUAAUUUGCCAAGGUUUGCUGGGCUUGAUGAAGGUGUAAGCUCUUUUGUCAGAAAUCAAGUCCAAGGGACAGAAAAUACUGAAAGUUCUUCCCAUAUGCCAAUUUGUUUGCUAAGAUUUUCUGGCCCAAAUGAAGAUGAAGGAGAUAUUUCUAUUGCUAAUAGUGAAGUCCAAGAUGCUGAUGAUGUGACCAAGUACCAUAAUUUUGGCUCUGUUAGUAAUGCAUUUGUGUGGGAGCAGGAACCAUUGGUUGAGGCGGCUCCCUUGAAGAUGGGGUUGGACAUUAUUGAUUCCAGAUUGGAAAUUAUUGAUCAAUAUUUGAGUAACAAGGAACCCAGUACCAAUGACAGUGGAAUUUUAGAGAAGGAAGAAUUUGGGUAUUUUAAAGCGCAAUUGGCCCCUCUUGCUGAUAUUCCCAUAGAUCAACCUUGUGUUCAUUCAAUUGGAUCUGCUAACAUGUCAAAUUCAGAAAUUUUUGAAGACUGUGAGCCAAAACUAUCCCCUCCUACCUUUGUAGAUAUCUUGAGUCCAUCAAAGAAUGCUCCAGCCUCUGCAGAUCUUUCUGACAACCAUCUGGCCUUGACCAAGAAAGAGAAUCUUGAGUUACAUGAUUUUUAUGAUGAGGUUGUUCAUGAGAUGGAAGAAAUUUUACUUGACUACAAUGAGUCCCCUGGGGCUAUGUUCUCUCCGGGUAACCAAAUCUUUAAAUCUCAAGUUUCUCUGCCUCUGAGAGAUGGUGGGUCCACAGCUUCUACUUCUGGUACGGAUGAUGUUUACCCACCGACUGUACUCCCUCUGAAAAUUGAUGGGGUUGAAGUGGUAGGUGCCAAGCAGAAGAAAGGUGAUGUUUCACUCAGUGAAAGAUUGGUUGGAGUGAAGGAAUACACUGUUUAUAAAAUAAGAGUGUGGAGCAGAAAAGACCAGUGGGAAGUUGAACGUAGAUAUCGUGAUUUCUUUACUCUCUAUCGUCGCUUGAAAUCAUUUUAUGCUGACCAGGGCUUGAUUCUCCCUUCUCCCUGGUCAUCUGUAGAAAAAGAAUCACGCAAGAUAUUUGGAAAUGCAUCUCCUGAUGUUGUUGCUGAGAGAAGUGUUCUCAUUCAAGAGUGUUUACAAGCUGUCAUCUGUUCCAGUUCUUUUUCCAGCCUUCCAGGUGCACUGAUUUGGUUCUUGUCUCCACAGGAAUCAUUACCUAGUUCCCCUGUUUCAAAUAUUCCAGUUUCUCAGUCCACAUCUUUUACUGGAGGGGCAGACGCCCAAAACAUUUCUCCUUUAGGGAAGACCAUAUCUCUUAUUGUUGCAAUUCAACCACAAAAAUCCAUGAAACAGAUGAUAGAAGUACAACAUUAUACUUGUGCUGGAUGCCGCAAACAUUUUGAUGAUGGAAUGACUCUAAUACAAGACUUUGUCCAGACUUUUGGGUGGGGAAAACCUCGACUUUGUGAAUACACUGGUCAAUUGUUCUGUUCUUCCUGCCAUACAAGUGACACGGCAGUCUUGCCGGCAAGAGUAUUGCAUCAUUGGGACUUCACACAAUAUCCAGUAUCUCAAUUGGCCAAAUCAUAUUUGGAUUCUGUGCAUGAUCAGCCCAUGCUUUGCGUGAGUGCGGUUAAUCCUUUCCUGUACUCAAAGGUCCCAGCCCUACAGCAUGCACUGGAUGUUAGGAAAAAAAUCGGAGCUAUGCUUUCAUUGGUUCACUGCCCAUUUCGUAGAUCCAUCGACAAAGGACUUGGAUCUCGAAGAUAUCUUCUUGAAAACAAUGACUUUUUUGCACUCAGAGACCUCAUUGACCUUUCCAAAGGGCCAUUUGCAGCACUACCUGUAAUGGUGGAAAAUGUUUCAAGAAAAAUACUGGAGCAUAUUACAGAGCAAUGCCUUAUAUGUUGCGAUGCUGGAGUCCCCUGCAGUGCUCAACAAGCUUGUAAUGACCCAUCUUCUCUCAUUUUCACUUUUCAGGAAGGUGACACAGAAAAGUGUAAAGCUUGUGAAGCAGUAUUCCAUAAGCCUUGCUUUAGGAAGCUGGCACAAUGCCCCUGCGGUGCAAGUCUUGGGAUGGAUGAAGCUGCAAAUUCCGCCAAAAGGGUAAGCCACAAUGACAGUGGUGAGACUAAUGGAGCAUUGAUCACACUGGAGAAGAGAACAGGUUUUGGACUUUCUGCUGGACUGCUCUCGGGACUAUUCUCAAGGGCAAAGCUGGAAAAAAGCGAUAAUGUUAUUUUGAUGGGUUCUCUUCCAAGCACUACUCUGUAAUAAUCUGUAAUUGUAAUGUAUUAUUUGUAUUCUAGCUUGAACUGAAAGUGCAAUUUCCUUUGUUACACCUUUGACUAUUUGAGGUAAAUAUCGCAAUAAUGGAAAAGUGGCCUAUAUAUGAGGCUUGCAACCAAAUUGGGAGGUGAGAUUUUUUCUCUUUUUGGGUUAUUUUUAUUAUUAAUUUUUUGUAUAGCUGAAACGUAUGUAUAAAUCAAAGUUAUAAUUGUUUCCUGAGA